Zea mays is the source of this 753-nucleotide messenger RNA. RefSeq lists its product as uncharacterized. The record is from RefSeq and is a predicted model, not a curated record. Lineage: Eukaryota; Viridiplantae; Streptophyta; Magnoliopsida; Poales; Poaceae. The transcript has 5 exons. Bases 103 to 753 code for a protein of 216 amino acids.
CCUCGUCCUGACCCAUCUGGACAGCACUCAAUUCACAUCGAACUCCCGCUCAUCAGGGAUUUGAUAUCAAGCAAGCUUAAUCAGCUUCCAUCCCGCCACCGCAUGGGUUUCAUAGAGAAGCUGUCACAUUUUGAUGCGGAGGUUGGUAAGGCGUGUUCAGUUAUUAAACAGAAUCUUCAGCAGAUUGUUGAGAAACAAUUCAAUCUAUCUGAUGUUUUUGGCGAGUUAAUUGAUGAGGUCCUCCGUGCCGAGGCGGGUGACAACGAAGAUGCUUAUGAUGUGCAGAAAACCACAUCAAAAUCAGAUGAUAUUCUUCCCCAGACAGCUGAAGGAUGUACGUGUCCGGCCCCCCCAACUGUACCCGAUAUGUCUACUCCAGUUUCUCAGCUGGAUACGCAGUUUACAGACACACAGGGUAAACAUGGUGACGGUGGCAAGAACAUGCCGACCAAUACAAACGUCACUCCUAAAGCAACACCACACAUGGAUCCUGACGCGCCGAUAUUUGAUGCGACACCGCAAAUCAAGUCUACUGGCGGCGUACAACAAGUGGCAGAAACAGACUUGCCUGACAUUGGUCCAUGCUUUGAUCAGACUCCAUCUGAACAUGUUUAUGUUGAAACCGAUCCAGCUACAAACACUCCACAGGUUGGCCAGGCUUCUCUUGAUUCGGAGAUGCAAACUGUGUUAGCUCUACGCGAAUAUUUGUGUGGUCUGCAAUCUGACACCCGCAGGUACGAAGUUCAUACUUAA